This is a messenger RNA of Miscanthus lutarioriparius, 1503 nucleotides long. NCBI's taxonomy places the organism in Eukaryota, Viridiplantae, Streptophyta, Magnoliopsida, Poales, Poaceae. The record is from the annotation of a GenBank genome assembly.
AUGGAGUUCACCGCCAGGACGGCCAUUGCUCUGCUUCUUUCGCUCGCCGUCUCCUUGAGCUUCCUCUGCGGCGGCGUCCAGGGCGGCCGCCACUACCACCACCACACCAGGCACACGGGGCACAACUCCGCGCACCCGCCGUCCGCCCACGCUCCGGGCCCGGCGAGCGGGAGGCGGCACGCGCCUUCGCCGCACGCGCGGCCCGUGUCUCCCCCGGCCCCACCGCCGUCGUCGUCGGGCUCGGGCGGCUACCCGACGCCUGGCACCGCCUCGCCGGAGCCAGCACCGGCCCCCGCGGCGGGCGCGGCUGGCAACGUGUACGACGUCGUCAAAGACUUUGGCGCCGUCGGGGACGGCGUGACGGACGACACCGACGCCAUCAAGACCGCGUGGGACACGGCGUGCCAGGACGACGGACACAGCGUCGUGCUUGCCGCCGCCGGCUACUCGUUCCUCGUGCACAGCACCGUCUUCACCGGCCCGUGCCAGGGGAGCGUCACGAUUCAGCUCGACGGGACGAUCGUGGCGCCGAGCGACCCCGACAAGUGGCUGGGCAACAAGCGCAACUGGCUGCUGUUCUACCAGGCCCACGGCAUGUCGCUGCAGGGCGCCGGCCUCAUCGACGGCAAGGGCCAGAAGUGGUGGGAGCUCCCCUGCAAGUCUCAGAAGGCCAUGGCGGAUCAAGCGGCCACGGUGCAUCCUGUGACAGCCCAGUGGUUUUUCAUGACCAACAACAUGACGGUGCAAGGCCUCAAGGUGCAGAACAGCUCCGAGUUCCACAUCCGGUUCGACAACUGCCACGGCGUGGUCGCCAGCGGCCUGUCAAUCCGCUCCCCGGCGCUGAGCCCCAACACCGACGGCAUCCACGUCGAGAACAGCACGGACGUCCUCAUCACCAACACCGCCGUCUCCAACGGCGACGACUGCGUCUCCAUCGGCGCCGGCACCCUCAACAUGCACGUCGAGAACCUCACCUGCGGGCCCGGCGGCCACGGCAUCAGCAUCGGGAGCCUGGGCAAGCAGGGGUCGCGGGCGUGCGUGGCCAACGUCACCGUGCGCAACGCCGUGAUCCGCCACUCGGACAACGGCGUCCGGAUCAAGACGUGGCAGGGCGGCUCCGGCGCCGUCUCCGCCGUCUCCUUCGAGAACGUGCGCAUGGACGCCGUGCGCAACCCCAUCAUCAUCGACCAGUACUACUGCCUCUCCAAGAGCUGCGAGAACGCCACCUCCGCCGUCUUCGUCAACGGCGUCUCCUACGCCGGCAUCCGGGGCACCUACGACGCGCGCACCCCGCCCAUCCACUUCGGGUGCAGCGACGCCGUGCCGUGCACCAACAUCACGCUCUCCGACGUCGAGCUGCUCCCCGCGUCCGGCGAGACCAUCGACGACCCCUUCUGCUGGAACGUGUACGGCACUGCCGCCACGCCCACGGUGCCGCCGGUGUCGUGCCUCAUGGAAGGCGUGCCCAGCAGGAACGAUAACAGCAGCCUCAAAUGCUACUAG